AUGUUUACAAAGAAACCAGAAAUUCACUCAAGAAAUCAAAAAACGGUGACCACUGUUGGCGGUGUCGGAGGCGGCGGCGGCGGAGGCACUGCCAGUGGUACUGGAGGUGGUGUUAGCGGCAAAAUCGGCAGAAAAGUGGCCCAAAAUUCGCCUAAUUUUAACAAAACUUUUGUCAACAAAACUAAUCCAAACAAUAGCCUUAAGGCUAAUAAUAAUAAUAAUAAUCAUCAAAAACAAGCCAUCGAUACGGAAUCCAAAGCAAGUCUACAGCAAAAGCUAAAAGAUUUGGAGGAAAGACUGGAAAAAUACGAUAGGGAUCGACAGCUAAUCACUGCUGAAUUGGACAGAGUAUGCGAACUGAAAGACAAUGAGAUCAGGGAUUUGAGGCAAACAGUUGACGAUAAGCAACGGGAAAUUGAUGACCAAUUUUGUGCGUUAAGGAAAUCGGGUCAACAGUUUGAGUCGGAGCUGGAGAGACACCGGUGCCAAUUGGUUAACAUUGCCGGCGACUAUCGUACUAAAGAGUCACUGAUUUUGCAACGAAAUCACGAAGAAACAGCUCAUGGAUCUGAACGAUUACAUUAA
This is a messenger RNA of Oppia nitens, 585 nucleotides long. Its product is annotated as keratin, type I cytoskeletal 15-like. The coding region runs from base 1 to 585 and encodes 194 amino acids. The transcript has 3 exons. The record is from RefSeq and is a predicted model, not a curated record. NCBI's taxonomy places the organism in Eukaryota, Metazoa, Arthropoda, Arachnida, Sarcoptiformes, Oppiidae.